Molecule: messenger RNA, 5167 nt
Organism: Cherax quadricarinatus
Lineage: Eukaryota; Metazoa; Arthropoda; Malacostraca; Decapoda; Parastacidae
Source: RefSeq, a predicted model, not a curated record
UUUUUCCUCAUUUAUCUCUUCCACUACGCAGUUACGUGUCCUCCUCUGUAAAACUAUAAUACAACGAGGAGUCGGGAAAACAAAUAGAAAACUCCAAAUAGCCGUAAAACGUAACCAGGCGUCUCGUAGUACAAGGGGUCACUGCCAGACCCCAGGCUCAGGGACGAGCUUGCUGGGGUACUAAGCUGAGAAGACCCAGCCAGGGGGACACUCCUCCAUAUAUCAAGCAGAAUACCAGAGCAGUGAAGGCAGCCUGUCUGAAGUCACCACAGAGUGAAGUAGGGAAGGACUCACUGCCCUCCAUGCACUGCCCAAGCAGUGCCCAAGUGUCUAAUGGAUCAGACCAUCUCAUGCCUUAAACACACAUGCUACCUUUUAUGCAUUUAUGAAAGAUGAUGUCAUAUACAGUGACGUGAUGUAACUCUGCAGUGUGUUAGUGAUGGGAACAUGAUAGAGUAUAGUUGCUCAGCAUGCAGCUUCAUGUGGGAAAGAUGGCAUAGGUGUUGCUGUUAAAGUAAGUGGAGAGAAAGGGCAGACUGUGAUGGAGGUGAGGACCCGCCGUGUGCUGCUGGCCAGUUCUGAAAAAUGGUCGGCGCCCUGAACCGCCCCUGGAGGUGACCUGACCAGGAUGCCCGGCGGGGAAGGGGAGCAGGGGCAGCAACAUCAUUCACCAGGUGAUGGUGACAAUGGUGGCGAUGGAAAUGACGGCGAUGGAAAUGGCGGGGGCAGCAAGAACUCAAAGGGAUCUGACUAUUACUCAUCAGAUUCCGAUGAGGAAGGGCGGCGCCGCAGGCUGGGACCUCACCUUCACCAGGAAGACCUGGAUCCCGAGGAUUCCCUGGCCCUCGACUCGUCCUAUCCCCCCAACGGAGAAUAUGCUGACGAUGACGAGGAAGAAGAUGCUAUUGAGGUGACAGUGGAGACACUCAUGGGCGACUCUUACCGUGUUCGAGUCUCUCAGUGGGACACUGCUCUUGGUCUGAAGGGACUCCUGUAUCGAACACAAGGAAUCCCUACCAGCCACCAGCACCUAAUCCUGGGUGAGCGCGAGUUAGCUGACGACUCUUGCCUGCUAGACCAAGGGGUGAUAGAUGGCUCUACCAUCAAACUUGUGUUGUCUCUUCGUGGUGGACCAAUCAACGCUCGCAGGCUCCCCACCCACGAGGACCUCAUUUGGCGCGAGGUUACUGACUAUAUGGACGUCAAUAGAGAGGACCUGUGGGAUGGUGUUGGUGGACGCACGGUGACGCUGCUGGUGCUGAGAGAUGGUGAGAACGUCAACUUAUACCGUGUGGUGGAGAACCAAGAUGGUUCCUUCUCUCCUCUUAACGAGUCCUGGGGCUCUGUCAACAGCGGUGGCGGAGAGGAGACGACACACACACAUGUGUCUGAGGAAGAGACCAAGACCAGGGCUCGUAUGGCUGAGAUCAGAGCACAAAUGGCUGACAUGAAGCUCAGGAACAAGACUAAAAAUGAGAAAAGUAAAGCAGCUGCAGCCUCGAAAAGGUCGUCAAGUCGUGCCUCCAAGACUGGACUUGAGCGGCGUGACGACUUGGCCUCUUCCCGACGGGACUUGUCAGAGGGACAGAUUCCCUCUGUAGGUACAAGUUCGCGACCAAGCACACGCCAGCGUAGCGGCAACAAGCUUCUCACUACUGUCAGCCGGCGAGGGGGACGAGGCUCACGCCCAACCACACAGGAACGCUCAGAAUUUGCUCGAGCUAGUCUCUCCAAACCCAUCCUAAAGGAAUUACCCACUGCCAACCCUCCUAUUCCUAUUGAUUUCACCCGGAAGAAGCCUCUGGAUAACAUCCGUCCCCAGGCAGAGCGGGGUAAACUAGAUUCCGUACAAGAAAACAGAUUGAGAAAGCAGGCAUUUCCUCUUCCAGACACUCCUAAUACUCAAGUGCAGAAUAAGCAUUACGAUUCCUAUCGAAAAUCAAUAGUAAAGCAUGGAAAAGGGACGGACAAUGGAUCCCACGGAACUGACAGUGAGGUUGAUAGAGAUACCUUUGAGGUUUGGCCUAGAAGAGAUGUCUCCAAGCCUCUCUACAUGCUUCCUGAGACUACUAGAGCUCGCACUCGCCGUUAUGAUGAUGGCCGCCUCAAUCGUUCUCACAAUCUAGCACUCAUGCGUUCAGCUCAAUAUACCGCCCACAUCCGUCCAAAAACUUCUCCCGAGGUGCUAGAACGUCGUCCAGGAACCACAGGUGAUCAGAACACGCUAGGUGAGCGGAUUCAAUUGUUAGCUCCUGAUGAUAGCCUUCGAAAAUUGUGUGACAUUCUAGGUUCAUCAAGAGGAAGUUCACGACAGUCCAACCACUUGGAGAGUUCACCUGAGAACAGUUUACCUGCCUCUAAUUUACCCUCAAUCCACGCAGGAAGUAAAGGCCUGUCGCAUAGCCAGAGAAACACAGUGUCAGUGUCUUUGGCAUCGUUACGAAGUCGUGGUGGUACACCGCCAUCCCCUGGACCAGGAGCUCUGGUGGCUUCUGGCUCACGAGAGCAGAGAGAGGUACUGCGGGGAUUCAUGAGAAACCAAGCUGGAGCUUCCCGAAGGACCACUCCUGAAGAAGUACGUCUCCCAAAUCGACGUCCAGGUAGUGGCAAGGUGUCAGUUCCUCCAAGCCAUCUUCCGCUCUUCACGCCCUCGCGGCGGAAGGGGCGUAGAAAGAAAAAAUGUCAGCAGUGUUCCAAGCGUCUUGGUGUUGCGACUACUUACGAGUGUCGCUGUGGUGGACUCUUUUGUGCUCAGCAUCGUUACGCAGAAACACACACUUGCACCUACGACUAUAGGACAGCUGGUCGUAAUUUUAUACAAAUGUCUAAUCCUUUGGUGGCACCGAAUAAGCUACCCAAAAUAUAAGUAAAUUGUGAUUCCUUUUGCUUGUGACGAGUAGACUUACAAAGUAUUAGACAAUUCUGAUGUGAAGUUAAGUGCCUAAGAGCUCCACAAGUUUUCUAUGUGAAUGUGACAAACUGUAGAUCUAUAUUAUAUUGAUAAUACAUAGCGCUUAAUAACUAUUUUUUUUGUCACAUGUCCCAACAAAAGGUGACCCAAGUAAAAGAAACAUUCACCAUCACUCAUCCAAUACAUACUUUGCUGGAAGUGUACAGACAUAACCAUUCAAAUGACCCUCUGAGCUGUAACAUGGCCACCCUUCCUUCAGAAUGAAGUUACUGUACUUCUUGUCUCCAGGACUCAAAUCCGGUUAUCAGAUUUUCCCUAGAAAAACUUAUCGCUACUUAUCCCUAUCAAACGCGCUCACACGGGCCUGUUGAUACUCAAGCCUCAACCAUGUAAAACCUUCACAUCCUCCAACCUUUCCAUUCACCCCAGAUUUAUAAAUCCUCUGGGUCAUUCAAUGGUGUUCCAAUGUACUUGAGUGCUCAAACCACAUGAACAAAUCCUCAUCUGCCAUCUCAAUAUUAACUUUCGUAUCUCCACACUAUUUGUAAUUUACAGGGCCGAUUUUUAUUUGCAUAAUAUUUACACCUCACAUUAAGCCCCAAAACAUCGUCUCCUCUGCCACCAGGCUCCUUGUAAAGUUUUAAGCCCAUGCAUGACACUCAUAUAAACAGGUUGGUACCAUUAUAUUGUCGUACACUUCUCUCUUUUUCUACAUAGAUACACUUUUUCUCCACAAACGCCUCGACUCUCCAACAGUUUUCAGUCCAUCUGUUUCAUAGUUCACGUCGUCUUUCAUAGAUCCAUCUCUCAUGUACAUUCCAAAAUAUCUAAAUUCAUUCACUUUCUCCACUUCCUUUUUCAAAGCAUACUCGUAUACUCAUAAAUUUUGUGCUACUCUCAUCGCCUUACUUUUUUUUGUGUUCCGUUUAAUUUCCUUAUUUUAAACACCUUCCCAAACUCGUCCGACAAUCUGUGCAGCCUCUCUUCAGAUUAUUAUUAUUAUUAUCAAGGGGGAAGCGCUAAACCCGGAGGAUUAUACAGCGCCUGGGGGGGGGGAUGUGGAAGGCAUUCAGGCUUAAUUCGGGGAACUGGAGCACAGAUCCAAUUCCCUAAAUCAAGAGCCCCCCACCAACAUCAAGGAACCUUCCUUGAGGGGCCUCUCUUCAGAAUCUCCCGGAAGAACUGUCUCCGACAAAGAAAACCUUUGAAAACUCCCAUUCGUGUCGGAUUUCAUCUCUUUCCAACACCCUGACAUUUACUGCUCUAAAAACCCUACCUAUAAAUAUAUUAUUCAUCUAUGGUGACACAACACAUCCCUACCUAUUGCCUACUUUUACUGGAUAGUGCCCCUCAUUCUGCUAUUAAUAACGUAAUACCUAUUCAUACAUUUGCAACAGCUACCACUGUUCCAGCAUCCAUCAUAUAUUCAUUAAAUCCAUAAAUGAGAAAUAUUUCCUUACCUUUAUGUGAUCAUUUUUCACUUAUAUAUUUCAACAUUAACGUUCCACACAGUCCCUAAUUUUCCUACUAUCUGCAUUUUACUUUCAUUUUUACCACUAACUCUUUCAAUAUUAUUUUCACCAUACACUUUUACCUGGUAUACUCAACAAACUUAUAUCCCUUAUGGUUUUUGCGCUCUCUUGUCCCCUUUUUCCUUAUACUAAGGUACUAUCUAUGUAAGCUCUCUGACAGUUCUUAGUUACUAUCUCUUGUUUCAUGCAUAUAUUGUAAAAAAAUAUACACAAACCUCUAAGACUGCCCCGACCUGCUAUUCACACCCGAGUCUAAAUUCCAACUGUCGCAGCUGCUUUACCCCCUCAUGGUACCCAUCAUUAAUAUAUUGAACAUCAUUACACUGCACAGCUUUGAAUUACCUCACAAUACACAAAUACCUAACUCAUAAUCAAAACUUAUGUAUCUUAAAACAGUGUUCAGGUAACUCUUGUUCAGAUUCAUGAUAAAUAAAACCUAUAUUGUAUAUAGGCUAGGCUCCUAAAAACAUAUUGAAUUGCAUCUCAUUUAGGCCUACCUAACUGUAUAAUGUUAUGCAAAAUACCUAUAUUAAAAUAUGUCAUAUAAGAUGUACGAAGCUGCUCAAUAUCUUACUGCACCAGGGUAACUAAGCAGCCACAGCUGCACCCACUAUAUUAUUAUUAUUAAUCCUGGGAAAAUGAUAAAUCCACAAGAAUCACACAGCACCUGGGGAAGGUGAAGCAGUCACCUAGCAAUGUGUGAAAUACAAAAAACACAAAGAAA